Messenger RNA from Cyphellophora attinorum, 1785 nucleotides. RefSeq lists its product as uncharacterized. Bases 1 to 1785 code for a protein of 594 amino acids. The transcript has a single exon. The record is from RefSeq and is a predicted model, not a curated record. NCBI's taxonomy places the organism in Eukaryota, Fungi, Ascomycota, Eurotiomycetes, Chaetothyriales, Cyphellophoraceae.
AUGACAUCUUUGUCAGAGACUAGUACAUCUACAGCUACAACCUUCUUCCUUCAACCCUCAGCAUUGCCUGCAUCAGGUGGCGUUCGUAAACGCGCGUACGACAGCACGCUGGACUUGAUAUAUCUGGACCGGGUCACAGGACUGCAGUUUCUUGAUGCAUCCACAGCUGGAUCAUUGAAUCUCCGUCCACAGGCCUUUGUCCUUAGUGGGCAGAACCUCGUCACAUCCAGCCUUAGUCUGCGACUAAUAGUCAAUACUGAGUUACAGAUCUAUGGCGCCGCUGGCAUCCCGCUAUCUGACUUGUUUCAGUGGGAGUUCCACCCAGAUGUGAGAUCUGCAGAGAUCGCUUUCGUUGCUUCCGCGCCGGAAUACUCAAAUCUAGCCAACGUUUCAUUCUACGUGGAACCAAAUUGCACAAUAACGGACGGCCAACUUCUCGCAUGCGCAUUGUAUGAGCUCGGAUCAGAUGUUUCACAGAUGCAACUCCUGCCAAAUUCUCAAUCGAUGUUCAUUGGGGCACCGGGACUUGGUCGGCAGGCACAAGAGGUUCACAUUGUACCGACGCAGGACGUUGGGACUGCCGGGAACAUCACUUCUACUGAGACCAGCCGAGGCAGUGGCGACACUACAAGUUCGUCGACUGCAACAAUAUCUUCCAUCAGCUCAGUCACAACUCCCAGCAUUCCCCUGCCGACUCCGGAAGCACCUGGUGCAUUCUGGCUAUACGCUCCUAGCUAUGCGGGAGGCUAUUACGUCAAGCUAGCGAAUUACAGCGGGUAUCAAGUUCUUGUACUGUCCGAAACUCAGCAGGCAGCCCAGCAAUUUGUCCUGCAUGACACUCAGAACAGUUCACUGCUUACCGCGAGCAGUAAUCUCACGCUUAUGGUGCAAGGGUACCUCGGGAAUGAUGGGCCUGGAUGGCAAAUGUUGUUCUCACCUAGUACUCAGGCUGCUAAUGCGGCAGCUUUCAACCCAUCCAGGUCGAAUUACAUAGAGAGUGUGUGCUCGGUGUCAAGCGAUGGCCAGCUGAUCUGUUCAGCAGCCGUUCAAUCUCAGGCUCCUGUUUCAACUUCUGUGGUCUACGACGAUUCAAGCGAUGGAUAUGUGGUAUAUCUUGGACCAGGAGGCUCCCCAAACACUCAAACGCUCGAUCUGUACAUCGUGUAUGUUCCCGAGCCAGCAAACAGCAGCGCCGUCACCACAACGCCAUUCAGCCCAUCAUCAGACGCGAGCGCUACCGAAACUACCCUACAGACCAUGACCAUAACCACCAUUACCUCGACUGAGUAUAUUGCGUUAUAUGUGACCUUCGAUCAGACACUCUCAGGCGGGACUGUCAUUCCAACAUCUUCCCCAGCUGGUACUGAGACCAACACUUUAACCCGCACUUACACAAUCACAACCGUCACCUCAACUGAUACGGAUGUGGCUUACACGACUGGAACUUCGACAUUGUCCGGCGGAACCAUCAUAAUAACUUCUUCGCCAACUGCUACUGCGUUCAGGACUACUACGCAGACCUUGUACCUCACCCCUGUCACCUUCACAACGACUAUUUUCUACUACACGACUGCUCUGGGCUCAGACGGAACAUACUAUGUGCGGCCAACUUCUGAUGACGUUCAGACUGUGGUGCAGACCCUGACUGUCACCCCUGAGGCAAGCUCCGUAGCAACGACUGCAACGUCCACAGCUGGGUUGGUGUCAACGAUCAGCAGCACCGUCACCACCAUACCACUCAGCUCGUCGUCUGACGCGGACGCUGCUCCGACCACGACCGGCUAG